This is a messenger RNA of Capsicum annuum, 2139 nucleotides long. RefSeq names its product ribonuclease D-like. Gene Ontology annotation, biological process: nucleobase-containing compound metabolic process. Gene Ontology annotation, molecular function: 3'-5' exonuclease activity; nucleic acid binding. Lineage: Eukaryota; Viridiplantae; Streptophyta; Magnoliopsida; Solanales; Solanaceae. The record is from RefSeq and is a predicted model, not a curated record.
GCAGGUAUUUAGGGUUCUUUCAGUGCUUCAUUUUUUUUAGUUUGUAUCCAUUGAACAGUAGCACUGGUAGUUAUGCACAUAUGAAUAUGUAAAAGUUUGAUCAUAACAUGGCUUUAGCAUCUAGUCUUCACCAGACUUACAUUCCUUUGCCUUCCUCCAAUUCAGGUGAUAGGCAUGCAGAUGAUGAAGUAGUUCUUAAACCAGUCCCCAUUUAUAUCAUCAGCCAUGAAUCUCAACUUCCGGACCCAUUUCUCUACCCUUCCCCAAAAAAUGAGUUGGUUGUUGGACUCGACUGCGAUGGUGUUGACCUUGGUAGAUACGGAGCUCUCUGUAUUGUGCAGCUUGCUUUUCCGGAUGCUAUUUACUUGGUUGAUGCAAUUCAUGGUGGGAAAGAGUUGAUUAAUGCCUGCAAGCCUGCUCUUGAGUCUAUCUUUAUCACAAAAGUUAUUCUCGACUGCAAACGGGAUAGUGAGGCAUUAUACUAUCAGUUUGGUAUCAAGUUGCACAAUGUUAUGGAUACCCAGAUAGCUUAUUAUCUGAUAGAGGAACAGAUGGGGAAGAAGAGCGCACCAGAUGGCCAUAUCUCUUUUGUGCGCCUUCUUGGAGAUCCACGCUAUUGUGGUAUAUCAUAUGUGGAGAAAAAAGAAAUCCGUUCUCUUCUGAAGGAGGAUCCUCAGUUUUGGGCCUACAGACCAUUAUCUGAUCUGAUGGUCCGUGCAGCUGCUGAUGAUGUUCGAUUUCUUCCAUACGUAUUCCAUAAGAUGAUGGAGAAAUUGAGUGAGCAAUCACUAUGGAGACUUGCAGUUCGUGGUUCACUUUGUUGUCGGUGUUUCUGCAUUAGUGACAGAACUGAUUGGCCAGCAAUUCCUUCUAUUCCAGAUUUCCUCAAUGUGGAACGAGAUACAUUGGAAGACGAGAUUUUCUCCGUGCUUGAUGUGCCACCCGGGAUUGGUAGAAAAGGAUCCUCAAUUUUGUCAAUCAAAGAAUCAUGCAAGGCAGAAAUCGUAAUCGGUGGAUCAAAGGGAGCGCCAGACAAGGUUUUCAUCCUUGGACCCCUGUGUUUGAGUUACAAUAUUCUCGAACUUUAGAUUAGUGAUCAGUGAAAGGAUUUUAGAAAAGUCAAGGAUUAGUUAAGAAAUUUGAAGGUGGGAUGAGUCGCAUUGGGCUCGUUCACAGCGUAUGUUUGGGAGCUUGAGUCCAAGUCUCGCGGGACAAGAGCCUCACACUUCUGGCCCAAGGUUUUUGUCCCCACACCGAGGCGAGCUCCAGAUGAGUCCCAAUUUAUCCUUUAAAAAUAUUUUACUUGAAAAGGAUUCCAUAAUAAUUGUCUGCACCCUUAAAAUGCCUUGAGAAUUGCAUUUUAGAGCGUUAAAAUUAGCCUGGGAAACGAAGAAGUUGAGUAACAUGAUACAUCAAAAGUGCAAGCUAACUAGUAGAAUGACAGCUUCCUUUUUUUUUUUUGGGGCCGGAUGUCGUGACUUGUGAGAUAACCCUUUUUGCUGCACCUGGAAGCCAGAGCUUUUACAUAUAUAAUACUCGAUUAACACAAGCUAAACAAACUCGAGUGAAACCUAUCUCACUUCUUUUGCUGACAUUCAUCCUGAUCUUCCAUGCCAUUUUGUCUCAUAUUGGAUGGGGGUGCUAAAUCAAUGCAUCUUUGUUGAAGUUACAUUGGUAUUUGCUUUACUUUUAUUUUGGUUUACACAUGAAUUUGAAUUUAUUUUAGCACCCGCCCUAAUACUUCUAUUUCUGAAGGAUGGUUAGAAUUUUAGGACGAGUUAGACAUUGUUCUAUUGGUCAUUUGUGAACUUGAUUGGUGGAGUGGUCUUGAGGGGUCAUUGUCAUGCCCACGAAAUGGCCAGCUUGGGAAUUUUGAGAAUACUACUGGAUAGGAGUGGACUAUAAGAAUGUAGUUGUAAUUGUUGUAGUGGGAUCCAUGGGAAGGUUAGUUCCAGAAACAUUGUGAAGGAGAUAAAAGCUAGCCCCCACCCUCUUCACAUGACCACACGGUGACUUUGAAGCUUGCGGACAAAAGGAGGCCAUUGAAUUUGUCAUAGAGGGCACAGUACAAUGUAUGUACAGCAAAUGUUUUGUACAAUACAAAGAAACCUCUUUGAAUGCUGCAUUGAUUUGAUUUGA